CCUCCCAGUCUCCCUGCUGAGCAGCUCUCAGGACACCAGAGAGGAGUCUACUGCCAGACUCCUGGAGGGAUCACUGCUCAAUCAUUAAGAAAUUAACUAAUUAACCGACAUCUGAAGGGGCUUAACACCCACAGGAGCGCAUCCUGGGAGAGUGGGAGUAGGAAUCCAGGAGCUGCGGUGAUGUUGGUGCCCAUCUCUGCCUCCAUCUGAAGCUGGCUCUGUCUGACACGGAGCAUGUGAACUGUGUAACUGGGAAUGUGGAUCCUUCCCAAGAAUCUCCUGACCAAAAGUAAUGACCAGUUAUUUUUCUAACUAGCCCCUCAUCUGGACUGCACCAGGACUCUGUGUGCUGCACUAAAGCCCCCCCUUCCCCGAGAUCCUGUCUGCAGGACGACACCGCUCUGCUCUUGUUUUAUAGUUUCCCAAAUAUCGAUUUUUGAAAGACAAAAUGAUUGAUCUGAGCUUUUUAACGGAAGCCGAGCAGGAGGCCAUCCUGAAAGUCCUGAACAGAGACUCAGUGCUCAAGAAGGCAGAGGAGCAGCGCGUACGUCAACUACAGUUUAAUGUCGAUGACGAGAAUGAGUUAAAGUAUAAAAGCGGCCAAUGGUUUUAUGAGGCCAAAUCAAAACGUCACAGGGAUAAAAUACAUGGAGCUGACUUGGUCAGAGCAUCAAUUAGGAAGCGGAAAAAGCCGGCAACUAUAGCCGAGCUAAGUCAGAGCAGUAAGGACAGAUCAAAGAGGAGCUGGGUGAACAGUAUCAACAAAGACAUUUUUAUUCCUCCAGAGCAGUACGGUGUCAUGGAGCCACCGGAUGAAACAGAAGAAGACCUAAUGGCUACUAAAGCCGAGUCCAACAACAGUGCAAAAAGAGUGGGCUUCAGCUCUCCAGAUACUGACAAAGGAGUGCUACCGAAUGGAAUUGCUUCCCCUGCAAAGCAACGAAAAAAUCCUUUCAACUCUGAAACUCCAGUAGAUGCAACAGACCAUGAUGCCGAGAUGUCAAACCAAAGUCCUCAAGAUGGCCAAGUGAAUGGGCAAGGAAAACCGAGAAACAUCAUGUCCUCCAUAAUUAAGUACGGUGUGAGAUUACCUUACGCAGCACCUAUCAGUGACAGGCAGACUGCACAGGAGGCUGAAGAGGACUCUUCAAUGAAACAACCUCCAGUGCCAAAACCUAGAAAGCUGUUAAUAAACGGGGGGCCUCCAGAGCGCUCUAACUCAUCACUCCAGAGAGAGGACUCUCUUAAUGGCACAAACAAACGUAGAGGAAUUUUGAAACGUAGGUCGAGUUCGAGCUCAACGGACUCUGAAAGCGUAAGAAUUCCUCCGAAUGGCGAACAAAUUAAAUUGGCUUUGCCAGCCUCACCUAUUCUGGAAGCUGAGCAGCCUUAUUUAUUUGAUGACCAAGUUUCAUCAUCAGAAAACUCACCAGACAAGCAAAAGCAAGUGAGAUUCUCUGAGAAAGUUCUUCAGAAGCCACCUACUCCAAACCUAGAAUCCUAUAACGUGCUCGAAAUUGGUGAAUUUGGAAUUCUUGAACCUAGUUCCUCUCAAAAUGAACUGGAUUAUGAAAUGGUGGACUACCCUCAUUACGAAGAGUUCAAACCAAACCGAUUCUCUUACAACUCAACGGAAGCUGUUGACCAAAGUUCUCUUGAGGAGAAGCCAACUGUUCAGAUGUCUUUAAAUUCAGCUCCGAUCUUGGACGAUGAGAAGAAAAUGGAAGACCAAAGGCGAGAAAUAAAGGACGACCGAAUAUAUGACAUUCUCGAUGAGAGACACCUCGAGAUAAACGUUGAUUCUGCUGGUACAGAAAACAUUUACGCUGAAGUGAGGAAACCUUCAAAGUCUACCUCUUCGAAUCAAGAAAAAGACUUUGCAAUGGAAGAUGCUCUCAUGGAGCCAAGACUUCUUGACCAAAGAGGCAAGACUGAAAAAGCUUACCAAAGAGAAAAAUCACUGGAGUUUGGAAAAAGUUAUGGUGGAGGUGGUAAAAUAAACUAUGGAUCCAGUUAUACCAUUAUCCAACCAGGACAAGUUUCCACCAAUGAAGACAUUUUGGCUCCUGAAAAGGCCUCAAAUACGCGGUCAUCUUAUAAUGUUUAUGAAGAUGAACCAAAGCCUAGUAUUCAUGAUGGUGACUAUUUCCCAAAGUGGAGACGUCCAUAUACUUCGGAGAAUGAAGAUUUAUUGGCAGACAGAUAUGUUAAACCCGAUCCUGAAAAUAGAACGAAUUCCAAGUAUUCUCCUGGUAAACACAAAACAGAUACUAAAUAUAAGUCCAUGUUUCUUAAAAAUACACCUGAAGUUGAAGGUAAAAUAGCAGCACCUUCAUCCAACUUUCCUGUAGCCCAAACUUUACCAUUGUCUUCCAGGCCAUUAAGUGGAGAUUACCAAACUCGUGAAAUAACUUUACGUGACAGUCCAGAAAGAAGAGACUUCCCAAAGUCUGCCAACUUCAAAGUAAUGUCGUUGAAAGAUAGAAUUCAUGAUAUGCCAAGUGAACAGCUGUCCAACCCAUCCCAGUUUCAGAGCUUAAAGCAUUUCUGGAAUGUAGAAGACAAAAAUUGGUCUAAGGGAGAUGUAGCUACAUCACCAGAAAAAAUCCUUACAGAUGUCUCCAAGAGAAACAAGCCCAUCCGAGCUGACUUUAUACAAAGAAAUUCUAAAGAGAUCCCUGUAAGUGACCUCAGUCUCCCGAGUUCAUUUGACAGCCUAUCUGAGGAGGAACAAACUUCUCAGAAAGUAGCUUCUUGGUUAGCACAGACUCCUACUGUUUAUGGGGCUGAGCAAUUAAAUGCUGAUGAAGAUCAAGUCCAACCUGGUGAAGAAGUUAUGGAAAACAUUGAUAAGACUGUGAUAAACAGGAAAAACCAAGCUGAAGAGUUUUCAAGUGCCCUUCAGAAACUAACAGCUGAAGCUUUAGAAACUCCUAAGGUUACAGAACCUGAAUAUGUGAAGAGUAAAGACAAACAGAUUUCUCCUUUUAAGGAGUCGGACUUGUUGGAUCAGAAGAAAAACACAACUACAUUUUCAGUAUCUUCGGCAGAAAAGAAGCUUCCUCCUACAAAGUUUUAUGAACGUGUUGUACAAAUUAGUAACACACCAUCCCCUGCUAAAGAAACAAAUACAUCCCCUAAACAGUCUCCAGAAGAAGAAAUUGAAGAAAGUGUAGAGAGAAGUGUUGCACCAGCAAAAACGGCAAAUGAGUUCAAAAUUGGUUUUCAGAAGCUGAUGGAAGAAUAUGAAUCUGUGCCCACCAAAUCUGACCGUGAACACCAAGAAGACCCAAACUCAAAAGGUAAGGAGCAACAACUGAUUGAAACGGAAGAGAUCAUAGAUAAAUCCUUUGUUCCCAAAGGGAAUGAUCAUCAAGAAUUUAUUGCAGCACUGAAUAGGUUGAAAAUUGAAGCCUCCACACCAUCUAUCGUUGAAGAUCAGGAUGAGCAACCUGAAACAAUAUUGAUGCAGAACUCGGCGAGUCCUGUAAAGUCUUCAUUUAAAAUUGGUUUUGAACAUCUCAUGCCAGCCGAAGAGGAUACACAUGAGUCUCCUCAGAAAUCCAGUGCAAAUUACACAGUUCAGUCAUCUCCACACCAUAAUGAAGAUACAAAUGGGAUUGAAGAAGUGGUCGAGAAAACAUCAGCACCAAGUCGAGUAGAUGAAAAUGAUUUUGGUGCUGCGCUAAAGAAACUAGAGCAGGAAGCAGCUGCCGUUGACCCUAGUGAACCAGAGGAUAACUAUGAAAAGCCAAAAAUAACUCCAACUUUGCAAAGUGCAAGGAGCACUUCUGCUGUGCAAAGCUUUGAAAUUCCAAGGUCUGAUAUACAAAACAUGGCUCCCUCAUCUAACUUCAUGGAAAAGAAAUCUGCAUUCGAAGAUCCUCUGUAUUCUAACAGAAGCAGAAAGUCAUCCGUGGAAGCUAAGGAUGCUUAUGUGACCAACACAAUUCCUGAAAAAGAAAAACCUAAAUAUUCUUUUUAUAGACAAGAAAAUCUUCCAGUGGAAGAAGAAACCAUAGAAAAGACCAUUAUUAAUACCGAAGAGAGCAAUGCGGACUAUAAGAACAGAUUAAUGCGUCUGGAAGAAGAAUCAGCAACUUUGUUACCAGAAGAACUGGAGGAUCUAUCAGUUGAUGACCCACUCCAUGUUUCACCGGCUCCGACAAAGGAAGUAUUUAUUUCAAAGAAAGUGUUUAACAGUGAAUCAAUGCCAAUUGAGCUACCUUCUUCAAGAGGUAUGCCAAAGGACCUCAGUCAACCGCAACCCUAUGCCUACAAGGAGCUGGCAAAUAAUCCUCAAUCUCCAUCUGAUCAGUCUGGCUCUUUCACAGGAAGCGCAGGAAAUGUGCUAUAUAAGAAGCCAGGCAGUUCCGAAGUAUCAAACUCUAAGCAAGGUAUGGAUAACUCAAACCCCGUUUUGAGCGCGCUGAAAAGGAGCACAGCUAAAACGCUUAACAAAGCUGUACUGGAAGUUUCCCCCACAAGUACAAAUCAAAACAACCUGAACAACCAAAAAGCAGACACACUAGGUCCUACGGAAAACUCAUUCCCAGAAAAUGCUGAAAAAUUUAAGCGGAUGAGUCAGUCUGUGCCGGCUUUCCUUCAAGACGAUACUGAUGGCAGAGAGACAGAUUCCGCAUCAGAAAGCAGUUUUCACAUUGGCAGACACAAGAAGAGCCCAAGCUCUCUAACCAAUCUUAGUGGCUCGUCUGGCAUGGCGUCAAUGUCUUCUGUAAGCGGAAGCGUCAUGAGCGUGUACAGCGGUGAUUUUGGCAACGUGGACAUUAAAGGCAGCAUAGAAUUUGCCAUUGACUAUGCGCAAGAGCUGAAGGAAUUCCAAAUCUUUAUCUACCAGUGCAAAGACCUGGCGGCGGUGGACGUCAAGAAGCAGCGUUCUGACCCGUACGUGAAGACGUAUUUACUUCCAGAGAAAGCAAAGAUGGGGAAAAGGAAAAGCGCAGUGAAGAAAAAGACACUUAACCCUGUGUAUAACGAAAUACUGAGGUACAAGAUCUCGAAAGAAUCUCUUGAGGCUCAGACGCUGAACGUAUCUGUGUGGCAUCAUGAUGUCCUCGGCCGAAACAGUUUCCUGGGUGAAGUCAAUGUAAAUUUGUCAACGUGUGACUGGCAGAAUAAAGAGAGGAACUGGUACCCACUUGAGGCACGAACACCAGCGUCUGGUAUUGGGCUAGUGAACAGAGGAGAGAUAAGACUGGCCCUGCAGUAUAUUCCGGUGUCCUCCGCUGAAGCUGGUAAAAAGCCGAGCACAUCUGGAGAAGUGCAAAUCUGGAUCAAGGAGUGUAUCCAGCUGCCGAUGCUGCGGGAAAACAAGAUCAACUCCUUCGUAAAAUGCACUAUAUUACCGGACACAAGCAGGAAAAGUCGCCAGAAAACACGAACUGUGGACAAAACGCCAAACCCUCUUUUUAACCACAAGAUGAUUUACGAUGGGUUCAGGGAAGACGACCUGAGAGAAGCCUGCGUGGAGCUGACAGUGUGGGACCACAACAAACUGUCCAAUCACUUCUUGGGAGGCACAAGAAUAGGAUUUGGAACAGGAAAGAGCUAUGGAACACCUGUAGACUGGAUGGACUCUAGUCAUGAGGAAUCAAUCAUCUGGGAAAAAAUGAUCACCUCGCCCAACAUCUGGAUUGAUGCGAUUCUGCCACUACGCAUGUUAAAGAUGGCCAAGUUCUCUAAAUAAAUGAGAAAAUAUUGUAUAUGCUUCCAUAACUUUGCGGCACUGUGAUCACUUUCCAUAACUAUGAUCCUCACUUGCUUUGUCUCAACCUCCAGUAGAUGGUUUCCCAAGCCAAAAAUGUAAUCCGGUCUUAGGCUCUCUUUCUGCCGAAUCCCCCAAAACGGGUACAAAUUCAGAAAAUAUAUGUGGCUUGGCAGCUCCAAUGAUUUAUUCAAGCCUGGAUUGGCCAUCAAAGUCCAUGAGAUGUCUAAAGGCAACCAUUAGAGAUGCCAUGUUUCACAAAUAUACCUAAAGGGGUCCGGGGGUGUUACCUAGGGUCAUGGCUGUUUUGCUUCUGAAAUCAUUUGGGGUCAAAGAUGAAGAAUCCCCAUUAUAUGCUACCUAUGUCUUCAUGAUAUAUCCCCAUGUAGCUAAAGGGGAAGACCCAUUUUAAUGGUCAACAUUCUGUUCUGUUUCUCCCUACACUUACGCUGCUACCAUUAUGGCUCAGGCUUCAUGUGACUACCGUCAGCAAGAUUUAUGUCAUGAGUUGUUUUUUUUUUUGUUUUGUUUUUGAAUUAUUUUUUGGAUCUGUAAGUUUCUUCCACUACUUAUGAGCUUUUUGCAAAAAAUGGGGGCAAAUGGUGUAAAAUAUGGUAAAUAUAGAUCUCUAUAAAUAUUUAAUUAUUACUGCCUUGUGUCUAUACUGGUGCGACUGGGUAGGAAGAGUUUAAAUAUUCCGACUUUCAGCGUGGUAUGAAGUUUUUUUUUGUUGUUUCUGUAUUUUAUAAAUGUAAAAGGUAAACUAUGGCUAGAUACAUGUACUUGUGUCUAUGGGUUUUAUACAAAAUAGAGCGUUAGAGGAAAAAUAAACGUAGAAUGUAAAUGUAUAUAUGUAAUUAUCUCAAUAAAGUGAUUGAAUUCCAA
Molecule: messenger RNA, 6610 nt
Organism: Bufo gargarizans (Asiatic toad)
Lineage: Eukaryota; Metazoa; Chordata; Amphibia; Anura; Bufonidae
Product: synaptotagmin-like protein 2
Exons: 21
Coding region: 449-5707 (1752 amino acids)
Biological process (GO): intracellular protein transport; exocytosis
Cellular component (GO): exocytic vesicle; plasma membrane
Molecular function (GO): small GTPase binding; neurexin family protein binding
Source: RefSeq, a predicted model, not a curated record